Lodderomyces elongisporus is the source of this 324-nucleotide messenger RNA. RefSeq lists its product as uncharacterized. The record is from RefSeq and is a predicted model, not a curated record. The coding region runs from base 1 to 324 and encodes 107 amino acids. Lineage: Eukaryota; Fungi; Ascomycota; Pichiomycetes; Serinales; Debaryomycetaceae. The transcript has a single exon.
AUGUUUAAUAGUUUGUCGAAGAGAUUGAUAGCAAAGAGAUUCCAGCUGAGCACAACACGAGCUUCAACUACCAAAGAGGCUCACCCUUUCCAAAACAAAUUCAACUUCAAUUUGAACCCACCACAAGUGCAUGAGUACUGGAACAUAUACAACACAAGUGUCCUUUUGGCAUUUAUCCCAGUAUUUUUAGGCACUGCAUUUAUUGCAAAGGAUAUUGGCUCUCAGAUACAAGGUUACACUGGCCUCUUGCAGUAUGCUGACGGAGAAAAGUCACCACUAAAGUCCAUCAAGUUUGAUGAUGCUAAAGAAAUUUCAAAAGAAUAA